Molecule: messenger RNA, 1403 nt
Organism: Oncorhynchus nerka (sockeye salmon)
Lineage: Eukaryota; Metazoa; Chordata; Actinopteri; Salmoniformes; Salmonidae
Product: microtubule-associated protein RP/EB family member 3-like
Exons: 7
Coding region: 117-950 (277 amino acids)
Biological process (GO): regulation of microtubule polymerization or depolymerization; protein localization to microtubule; spindle assembly
Cellular component (GO): microtubule organizing center; cytoplasmic microtubule; spindle midzone
Molecular function (GO): microtubule plus-end binding
Source: RefSeq, a predicted model, not a curated record
CGUUACUAACCACUGCACCGCGCAGGAGCUCUGGCAACAACCACAACGGAGGAUUGGAGCAUAGCAAUACUGCCAGCGAAAUAACAACAGAGAAAGAUAGCUGUCUGAAUACAAGGAUGGCAGUGAAUGUGCACGCUACGUCUGUGUCCUGUGACACCCUGAGCCGACAUGACAUGCUGGCCUGGCUCAACGACUCCCUGCACCUCACCUACACCAAGAUAGAACAGCUCUGCUCGGGGGCAGCGUACUGUCAGUUCAUGGACAUGCUGUUUCCAGGCUGUGUGCUUCUAAAGAAGGUCAAGUUCCAGGCCAAGCUGGAACACGAGUUCAUACACAACUUCAAGGUUCUCCAGGCUGCCUUCAAGAGGAUGGGCGUUGACAAAAUAAUUCCCGUGGAGAAGCUGGUAAAAGGAAAGUUCCAGGAUAACUUUGAGUUCGUGCAGUGGUUCAAGAAAUUCUUUGACGCCAACUAUGAUGGGAAGGAGUACGACCCGCUACAGGCCAGACAGGGACAAGAUGUGAACCCCGCCCCCAAUCCAGGUGAUCACUUUUCCCACAGACCAAAGAGAACUCAUGGCCCUGCAGGCCCCCAGAGGCACUCGCCCACGGUGCCCAAGAUCCUACCCACGCCCCAGAGGGUGCUGAACACCACUGUGCAUGUGAGGAAGGCACCGGCCCUGACGCGGAACGGGGGCACAGACGCGGAACUCUUGGAGCUAAAUCAACAGUUGAUGGAGCUGAAGUUAACGGUGGACGGACUAGAGAAGGAGAGAGAUUUCUACUUCAGUAAGCUGAGAGACAUUGAGCUGAUCUGUCAGGAACACGAGAGUGACACCAACCCUCACCUCUCCAGGAUCAUGGACAUUCUCUACGCUACCGAGGACGGCUUUGCUGCUCCAGAUGAUGACGAGAUUGAUGGACAGGCCCACUUGGACCAGGAUGAAUACUGAGUCUCUAAUACCUUCUGUCUAUUCACAUCCCCCUCUCCCUCCUCUAAUAGCUUCUGUCAAUUCACAUCCCCCUCUCCCUCCUCUAAUAGCUUCUGUCUAUUCACAUCCCCCUCUCCCUCCUCUAAUAGCUUCUGUCUAUUCACAUCCCCCUCUCCCUCCUCUAAUAGCUUCUGUCUAUUCACAUCUCCCUCUCCCUCCUCUAAUACCUUCUGUCUAUUCACAUCGCCCUCUCCCUCCUCUAAUACCUUCUGUCUAUUCACAUCUCCCUCUCCCUCCUCUAAUAGCUUCUGUCUAUUCACAUCUCCCUCUCCCUCCUCUAAUACCUUCUGUCUAUUCACAUCUCCCUCUCCCUCCUCUAAUACCUUCUGUCUAUUCACAUCUCCCUCUCCCUCCUCUAAUACCUUCUGUCUAUUCACAUCCCCCUCUCCCUCCUCUAAUACCUUCUGUCUAUUC